Rotaria sp. Silwood2 is the source of this 414-nucleotide messenger RNA. The record is from the annotation of a GenBank genome assembly. NCBI's taxonomy places the organism in Eukaryota, Metazoa, Rotifera, Eurotatoria, Philodinida, Philodinidae.
AUGGCAAAGAAAUCAUCCAGUAAUUAUCGUGAAGGUUUAAUUGCUGCGAAAUUAGCAGUUGCUAUUCAUAACAAUAAGGAGAACAACAACAAAAUAAUUCCAAAUGAAAAACAACAACAUCUUGAAGAAGAAAAGGUGUUAUUGGAUAAACAAAAAAAUCUUGCACAUCAGAUGAAGGAAGCUGAAUAUUUGAUAGAAGAAGGAACAAAUCGAUUAGAAGGUGCAUUGAAAAGUGGUAUUUUUUCAGAAGUACAUGCAGCUACACUUUUGAUUGUCGGAAGUCGUGAAAAACUAACAUCAAUUAAUGAACAACAGCAACAACUUACAAAUGAAUUCGAUAAGCUUCGAUUAAAAAGAAAAGAUGCUUUUCUUCAUGAACAAUCUAUCACCAAGAAGCUAAAAUCCAUCCAAUAG